Molecule: messenger RNA, 2264 nt
Organism: Platichthys flesus (European flounder)
Lineage: Eukaryota; Metazoa; Chordata; Actinopteri; Pleuronectiformes; Pleuronectidae
Gene: ldhd
Product: lactate dehydrogenase D
Exons: 11
Coding region: 37-1524 (495 amino acids)
Biological process (GO): lactate catabolic process
Cellular component (GO): mitochondrion
Molecular function (GO): D-lactate dehydrogenase (NAD+) activity; FAD binding; D-lactate dehydrogenase (cytochrome) activity
Source: RefSeq, a predicted model, not a curated record
UAGCAGUUAGCUUGACUCGUUAGCUGCAGGUGAACGAUGGCUUCUCUCCUGAAUCGUCGGCUCCAGUUUUCUUGUCUCCAUCGUUUCCUCCGGAGUUUUAACUUUAACUGUGGAACCGUCACCAGAUGUGCGUCUCUGGACAGUGCUCUCUCUGCGUUCAGGUCUAUAUGUGGUGAAGAUGGCGUCUCACUGGGUGAAGCUGUCAGAGAGCAACAUGGAAAAGAUGAGUCUUUGCACAGGUGUUGUCCUCCAGAUGUGGUGCUGUUUCCUGGUUGUGUGGAGGAGGUCAGUGCUCUGGCUCAAGUCUGCCACCGUCAUCGCCUGCCCGUCAUCCCCUUCGGCACCGGGACGGGUCUGGAGGGAGGCGUCAGUGCAGUGAAGGGCGGCGUGUGCUUCAGUCUGAGGAACAUGGACCAGGUUCUGGACCUCCACCAGGAGGACUUUGACGUGACGGUGGAGCCGGGUGUGACUCGGAAGGCUCUGAACUCCUACCUGAGAGACACCGGCCUGUGGUUUCCUGUCGAUCCUGGCGCUGACGCGUCUCUGUGUGGAAUGGCAGCCACCAGUGCAUCGGGGACGAACGCAGUGCGCUACGGGACCAUGAGGGAAAACGUUCUGAACCUGGAGGUGGUGCUCGCCGAUGGCACCGUCGUACACACAGCCGGGAAGGGCCGACGCCCCAGGAAGACGUCAGCCGGCUACAACCUGACCAACCUGUUUGUGGGCUCAGAGGGAACCCUGGGCAUCAUCACCAAGACCACGCUGCGGCUGUACGGCGUCCCAGAGGCCAUGGUGUCGGCCGUCUGCUCGUUUCCCUCCAUCCAGGAUGCCGUGGACAGCACCGUGCAGGUCCUACAGGCUGGAGUGCCCAUCGCUCGCAUUGAGUUUCUGGAUGACGUGAUGAUCGACGCGUGCAACAGGUUCAGUCGUCUCUCGUACCCUGUGAUGCCAACACUGUUCCUGGAGUUCCACGGUUCUGAGCAAAGCCUGAAGGAGCAAGUCAACACAACUGAGGAAAUCACUCAGAGUAACAGAGGCUCAGAUUUCCAGUGGGCCCAAGAUGCAGAAACGAGGGAGCGUCUGUGGAAAGCCCGUCAUGACGCCUGGUACGCUGCUCUGGCUCUCAGGCCCGGCUGCAAGGCCUACUCAACCGAUGUGUGUGUCCCUCUUUCUCGACUGCCCCAAAUCCUGGUGGAGACGAAAGAGGACCUGAUUGAAAACAGACUGACAGGUCCCAUAGCGGGACACGUAGGAGACGGUAACUUCCACUGCCUGGUGGUGGUCGACCCCAGCGACCCCGAGGAGCUGCACCGGGUCCAUCUGUUCACUGAGAGACUCGCCAGGCGAGCUCUGGCCAUGGACGGUACAUGUACAGGGGAGCACGGAGUGGGUUUGGGGAAGAGAGCGCUGCUGCGUGAGGAGAUGGGACCCACGGCCAUCCAGGUCAUGCAGGGUCUCAAAGACGUCCUCGACCCAGAUAACGUGAUGAAUCCUGGGAAAGUUCUUCAGCCCCGAGAAUUUUGAACUGAGUUGUAGUCAGUGUACAUGGAGAAUCUUCUGAUCUGCUCUCCGUGCAUGGCUUAAAGACUGAUGACGCAAGGAAGCUGCUUAUUUCCAACAAUCAAAUGAUAAACUACAGGAUUCAGUUCCAGAAAAGAUUGUAACUUCAAAACAAUGAGAUUUAAAUCCAUUAUAUUAUCUGUGUGAUAUUAUUCAUAUUUCUUUUGUGAUGGGAGUUUUCAAUUAUGAAACUCCCUGUAAAGGUCGAAGGUCAAUGUCUGCUAACACCUGUGACGCUGAUAAGGAUUCAGGGUCUGAGGCGCGGCUGCCACGUCACAAUGUGGCCUGCUUCACUACAGCAUGAAGUAUGUGUUUAUAUACAAGUACAAUUAUACAAAAAAUAGUUUUAAACUACUUGUUUAUUCUACAUGGAUGAAUCUGUGAAUUAUGAGUCAACAACUCUGGACAGAUUUAUACGUUAAAUAUGUGGAACUGGUCGGAAUCAGCACACAAAUAAUCUAUUAACACCAUGUGGAAUUGUUAUAAUUGGAGAAUACACACAUUUCAUUGUGUAACACACAUACACACAAAGACACACUCACAUGACAGGAGACAAGAGGAGACAGAGAACAAGGUUAAAGUUUCCCAGAAUCAAACCAGGCACAAUGUGCUGAAGCUGUUCAGUCACCACAGGGCUCCAAGUGUUUUAUUAUUAUAAUCAUGUUCAUUUCAACAAUCAUAUUUAAUAAAAUAACUGAUUCUUU